UUUGGAAAGCAUAUAACAUUGGAGAGGGUAAAAGGAUUCUAUGGACACAACUCAAAAGCAAUAGCAAUAAAGAACUCUCUGUUGUUUUAGACUGGAGAGAUGUUGCUCUUACUAGAUUCCAAGAAGAUGAGAAUGAAAGUACUGACAUGAAUACUCAGAUAAAGAAGAGGGCUAUUUUUAUGUGUCCAGUAGAAGGUUGUGUCAGGGAAUUUUCUACAAACUCAAACUUAGACAACCAUUUACUGUUGGGAAAUUGUGAUUACAAACUUGAAAAACAAUGUUUGACAGAUCUUGCCAUCACAAUUUAUUCCAAAAAGAUCAAUGAUGGUUUUCCAUCAUCAACAUCAGGUCAGCAUGGUCAGAGAUCAGAGUGUGGAAAUAAUAUUUCAACAGAAGGUGAUUAUAUAAAUCCAAUGGGUUGGGCUUUAAAAGGCAAAAGGAAAAAGACAGUUUUCUCUACUGCACAAAAGCAGUACAUGAAAGAACAGUUUGACAUAGGAAAAAGAACAGGGAAGAAAGUUGACCCGUUUUUUGCAGCUGAAGAAAUGAGGAAGCUUAGUCAAUUUGACAAGAAAACCUUUCUUUCUGGUCAGCAAAUUGCUAGCUAUUUUUCAAGACUAGCUCAGCUGGAUAUAGAAAGGCAGAUCCGGGUGACAUACUGGCAGCCAAAGAAGAAGAUCAGAAAACAUUACUGAAAAAAGAGAUAAUGGACAAAUUGAACAAAUAAUGACAAAACAAUUCAUAAGGAUGUUUGCUCCUCUUAUUAUUGUAAUGACUACCAAAUGCAUUGUGUUCUCCAGUGAAUAUUUCCUUUUUAUGUUGCAUUGACUUUGUCGGCGAAUAUUUCCAUCUGUAACAAAAUAUUUUGUAAAUGUCUCCUCUGAUAUCUUUACAUGGAUUUUCUUUAUGUUUGGUUUUAUGAUAUAUGAAGUAUGUUUUACAGUCUGAUUUUUCAUAUAAUGCCUUGUGUGUUAACAUAGAAUGUUUCAUAAUGGUUAUGCAGUUCAUUAUUAUUCAAUUUAAAAUAUAUGUUUUGAUAUGAUUAUGGCAUUCAAGAACGAAAAAUUUACAGGAUAACUUUUAUGACCUUAUUCAAAACUUGGUGAUUGCGUAUACAACCAUAAACAGAAAGUUUAUCAUUCAUCAAAAUAAAGGCUUGCUGUUUAUGGUUAACUAUUGACAUUGACCCUCAAUAUUUUGUCAU
This is a messenger RNA of Mytilus trossulus (common blue mussel), 1204 nucleotides long. RefSeq lists its product as uncharacterized. The transcript has 3 exons. The record is from RefSeq and is a predicted model, not a curated record. Bases 147 to 695 code for a protein of 182 amino acids. Lineage: Eukaryota; Metazoa; Mollusca; Bivalvia; Mytilida; Mytilidae.